AUGACUCGGCUGAUGUUAGGCCGGACCCUAGAGCGCAUCUGCAAGGCUGUCCUGCUGCUCUGCAUGGUGCACUUUGUCAUCAUGAUGAUCCUCUACUUCGACGUCUACAGCCAGCGCUUCGAUCAGAUCUUCAGCCGCUUCAACAACGGCCGCAACUCCAGCCGCAACGGACACCACUACUACUACAACCUCAGCCGGCCCAACGCCACCUUCGCCAGCUACCUGGCCACCGCAGACCAGCUGCUGCCCAGCGUACGACCUGAGGGAAACCACACACCACCAACUGCCAAACCUAUACCACCAUGCCCGGAGAUACCCCCUGGUCUGGUGGGCCGCCUCCUGAUCGAGUUCGCCUCCCAGAUGACAAUGGAACGGGUGCAGAAGGAGAACCCAAACGUGACGGAGGGGGGCAAGUACACCCCACCGGACUGCCGUGCCAAACAGAAGGUGGCUAUCAUUAUCCCAUUCAGACACAGAGAAAACCACCUCAAGUACUGGUUGCACUACCUGCACCCCAUCCUACGACGGCAGAAGAUCGACUACGCCAUCUAUAUCAUCACCCAGCUUGGUGAGGACACCUUCAACAGAGCCAAGCUCCUGAAUGUGGGCUACACCGAGGCCCUGAAGGAUGCAGAGUACGACUGCUUCAUCUUCAGCGAUGUGGACCUCAUCCCUAUGGACGACCGUAACCUCUACCACUGUUACGACCAGCCAAGACACUUUGCCAUCGCUAUGGACAAGUUUGGCUUCAGGCUUCCUUAUGCGGGGUACUUUGGCGGGGUUUCCGGGCUGAGCAAAAAACAGUUUCUCAAGAUCAAUGGCUUCCCCAACGAGUACUGGGGCUGGGGAGGAGAAGAUGACGACAUCUAUAACAGGAUCACCCUCAACGGGAUGAAGGUGGUUCGACCGGACGUCCGGAUUGGCCGCUACAGAAUGAUCAAACAUGAAAGAGACAAGCACAAUGAACCCAACCCACAAAGAUUCAACAAGAUCCAGAACACCAAGAACACUAUGAAGAGAGACGGGAUCAGCACUUUAACGUACCGCGUUCUCCAGUUUAAGAAGUACCCUCUCUACACCAACAUCUCUGUGGAGAUCGGCAAGCCCCCGCCCCGGCCUUUCAGGGGCUAGACAGAUAGAGAGCCCCGGCCUUUCAGGGGCUAGACAGAUAGAGAGCCCCGGCCUUUCAGGGGCUAGACAGAUAGAGAGCCCCGGCCUUGACAUGGAGGAGGAGGAAGGGAGAUG
This is a messenger RNA of Salvelinus namaycush (lake trout), 1245 nucleotides long. Its product is annotated as beta-1,4-galactosyltransferase 2-like. Bases 1 to 1131 code for a protein of 376 amino acids. Gene Ontology annotation, biological process: carbohydrate metabolic process. Gene Ontology annotation, molecular function: glycosyltransferase activity. The record is from RefSeq and is a predicted model, not a curated record. The transcript is spliced from 6 exons. Lineage: Eukaryota; Metazoa; Chordata; Actinopteri; Salmoniformes; Salmonidae.